UUUUUGUGCGCAACGCAGAUUUUCUGUGCGCAGAGACCGUGCCAGCAGUGCGCAAUUGCGCACGUGCGCAGCUUAGAGGGAACAUUGAUCUCAGCUCUUCAGCUCUGCCUCACAUGUUUUUGUCAGAGCCAAGUCUCCAGUCUCCAAACCUUACAUCAUAGCAGGCCUCACAACCAUCUUGUAAACUUUCUUCAUCUGAAAAAAUCAGACUUGUCAAUAAGGGCUGUAUUGAUGGAGUGAAAUGACUUUAAGUUCCACAACACCUUGUAGCUUGCUUCUGACAGGAGUUUAAAAAGCUGAGGACAUAUAAUCACACUUCACUGCCUAUUUAAAAAAACGCUUCUUUUCUUUUUUUGCAUAAAGAUAACAAAGUGAAGCACAGUCAAAUUCCUUGUUAGUUUGCACAAACGUCUCAUUCUGAUGUCAUUACAGUCUGUACUCUAAAAUGCUGUUACAACUAUGUGUCUUCUAGCAUCAAAUCUUAAUACUUCAUAUGCAUGUAACAUGAGGUUUUUCCAGAAAUAUAAAGAAAAAAAUAUGCACAAUAGCCCAUAAUUUAUAGAAACAAUUUGACUAACCCUUGUAUAUUGAAUACUGACCUCUGGUGGUCCCCAGAAAAGUAAUAUUAAUAAAGUCCCGAUGUACUAAAUAGAGGCUUUCCCAGGCUUUCCAUUGGUGCUUCAUGUGUUUGGGUGGCCUCUUUCAACUCCAGUGAGGAAGGAAAUCACAAAAAAGUUCAAUGGGAAGAUUCUUUUUUCCUCAUUUCUCAGGAGAAAAGUCUAAACAGGAAUUUCAGAAAUUUCAAGGAAAAAUAGAACAUCUAAUCUUUCAGUUUAUCCAGAAAAAUGAAAAUAUAAAAUCGCUACAUGUAUAUGUAUGGUUUUCAUUGGCUGUGAGGUGAAAAGUGAACGGGUAAAGCUGUGGAGUAAAAAGACAGAUAUUUAGUUAUGAGAUUAGUGAAGCAGAUAUGUAAAGUUGAACAAAAUGAAACAAAAGUAAAAUACAAGUACACAAAAUUUGUAUAGCUGAGGUACAUUUUAGGUAAAAAAUACCACUAAAUUUGGAGGAAAAAUCAGCUACAUGUAAAAUAUCAGUGUCUGAAUAACAUCUUAAAGAAUACAGCUGAUAUAAAUAUAUAUUUCUGCUGUUAUUGGGAAAAACACUGAUGAUAUUUGCAGAUAUUUAAACCCCUUGAAUCUCAUGUAGAAACAGAUUUAUCCUCUAAGGCAGUUGUUUUUUAAUCUGAGGGUUUUCUAAGGAAACUACCUUUCACCUUUAUCUGAGUCCAACAAGUCAAGAUAAUUAGCUCUCCCCAGAUCAGGUCAGCUUAACAAGCUCUCCAUAAAUAAUGAUAAGGAGCCCAUCAUAAAAAGGGGACAAUGUACGCUAUCUGGAUACAAGAUCUGUUUUCUAAAAUGGUUUAGAUAGGCAUUAUUUGAAGACUGCACCCUGAAUGAUACAGCUCUUUCUCUUUUCUUUUUAUGCCAUAAAAAUCUAAGACUAUUAAACUCACAAUGGUCUGUGCUGUAGCUAUUUAGUACAUGUCACUGUAAAACUUAAACAUAUAAGCCUUAAUAUAUAAUAUACUAUUACUGUCAGUGUGUUAACUUCAGUAGGUACGUUCUUUUUAUUUCCCAUAACCCUUUUAGAGAAAUUUGUACAUUUUUUGUGUAACAUUUAGUAUUUUGCCAUGAUUAGAAAUAAUUAAACUCCUCCUUACAGUUUGAAUUAAAAAAAAACACUUGAUAAUAUCAGUGUACUUUCUAUUUCUAGCACGUACUCUGUAAUAUCUACUGUAAUGUUGCACAUAAGUCCCUUACAGUAUUUAGAUCUACUAUAUACAACAGACCCAUGCAUAAAAUUGAUUCAGCUGUUUAUUGUAUACUGUUAUUUAUUGUUACAAAACAGUACAUGCAACUCUAUGUCUCUGAAAGAUGUGGUUGGUGUUCUUAUGUUAAACAAAAUCAUACUCAUCAAAAUGUAUCACAUUAGGUCACAUGACAGAUGGUUUUUAAUGCCUAAUUCACUUUGAUGCGAUCAGUUACAACAUUAUCAAAAACAGAACAACUGUUAAAUGAAACAUUUCUCCUGCUGUUUUGAAACAACAACAUAAAGGCAAACAUAUAAUGCCAUACUUAUACUUCUAUAUUUAUGAAGUGCAUAUAUUUCAUAUUUCUAUUUUCUUUAAAAUAAGUUACGGUUGUUUUGGAUUGUCAGACAAAUGUUGAUUUAGUGCAGAGAGUCCUCAGACUUUUCUAUCAUGAACCAAAAAGGUUCACACCUAUCCCGUCAAUUUCCCCUACUUAUCUUCCCCCACCCGCAGUGGCUGGAUUGCCCACCAGUGGGGGUCAUUCCACUAAUUUAUUGGUCCUUUUAUCCAAUGCUGUCACCUUCUACGCGACAAUCGGGUGUCCUGGUGUCUUGUUUUGUUUUAAACAACAUCACAACAUCACAUUUAUGUUCAUGUCUUUUGUGCAUGAAAAGUAUCGAAUCCCAAUUGAACAAAAACGUGCACUACGUCCAGUUCUGCAAAGGAACUGCUUUCAAAUCUUGAUUUAUUGAUCAUAUUUUUUUAAAACUUUAAAAUGUUCUUCAUUUUUAUUUCCAAAAUGAGUAGAUGUUUUCAAUUUCUCAAGGUCUGCAUGGUUUUUUAUCGUAUAAACAAGGGAAUGCAUGAUAACGAUCAUCAAAAACACAAGGCAAUGAAAGAAACAGGUUUAAAUAAACGCACAAAAACAAAAUAAAAAUAUAUAUAUCAUUUUUUUUUUUUUUAAAGCCACAGAAUCAAAACUUUGAUUGGCACCUAACAUACAUGAUACGAAGUAAAGUGCUGUUUCCAGCCCAACUCAUGUGCAAGUUUAGUUGAACCAAUUGGAGCGGUGAUAGUGGAUUUCCAGUCCGAACAGUGUUUACCUCUAAGAAGUUAGUUUUUCAGCAAGUUCUGCAGGUCUGCACAUUCUAGAAAAUGUGAUACAACCUUAAAACGUGUAUGUAGACUCUGUCAUUAAUUACAAAAGUCUAAAUUGCAGCAGCAUAUAAAUCUAUUCCAUGAAGAUGUUUUCCUUUUAAGAAUAGAGAGGCUUAUUGAUUUUUGGCUAGUCUUUGCAAAAUCAUUUUAUGGUUGGGCAGAGUCCUUUAAGAAAUAGCGCUCAUAAAGAAUAAAUGCCAGGGUGCACCGCAUCUACCAACGUCACAAAAACAUGUUAUAACAGAGUGAGAAUAAAAUAAUUAAGUGAUAAACAGAAACGUUUGGAGGGUGCAGCAUCAGAAAUAGAUUUGCUCUGCUGAAUGAAACCCACUCCCGUUAUGACUCUGCAACUGCACGAGAACUACUGCAAUCGCUCUGAAAAUCGGCGCAAAGUAGAUAGAUAGAGAUGCUGAUAAAUCCUAAACUUUAACCUUACGAUAUGAAUAGUUACAAAAUUCUGUUAUGCUGCCACUUAUCACAAAAGAACAAUAAACAUCCUCAUAUCUUUCCCAUUUCUUCUCAUCUUCUGCACCAUGUCUUUUUAUCACAAAUUUAAAUGCUCACGCACCUUCACCCUGAAAGCUCAGACGAUAGCAUCUGGACCAUCGGAUGUCUUCUUUAUCUCAGCUGUGACCUUGACAUGUGAUAAGAGCAUUAAUUACAAAGUUGAUCAUGUCGUCUUGGCAUGCUUACAGACCAUCACUGGACUUGAAAGUAAUAUAUUUGUAUUUAUGUAGUGUUUUCCUAGUCCUACUGACCAUUCAAAGCACUAAAUGAAAUUUAGAUUAAAAAAAAAUAUCCAUCAUAUCAUAUCUUAUCAGGAACAUAUAGGUAUUGUUCUCUCGCUGUACCCUAUAGAUCAGAUAGUCACUUUGAUGAUGGUCUAAAGGUUCAGUAGUAGUGUGCUGUACUGGAUGUUUCCUACAUGCACUGCUCUCAAAACAAGCAACAACAGCCUACACACGCUUCUUGCUGUACUUGCUGUAAAGGGAUUGACACGAUUCAAAUCACUCAGAAUGUUUAUCUGUCGUCAAUAAAACUACAAAUUUCCAGGCGGUAUCAGUUCAAGUAUCAACGUAAGAUGAAGCACAAGUGAAGAGCUAGGUGUGGCUUAGACGUCUGGGUGGGAUUUUGUUUCUCCCAGCUCCGCUGAAUCUCCCCAGCAACCCUAUCAAAAUCUAUUUUCUGUGUUAAUUAUCAAACAGAGAAACUGGUAACUUUUGGCCGUGAUUGGCCAGCAGCAACAUCACACCAGAACACGUUUCUCCUUCUGCAGCCCUAGCACUGUAAGAUAGACAGACAGACAAACAGACAGACAGACAACAGGAGAGAUAGGACAAGCCAGACAACUCACAUCACCUCUCACCUUCUUUCCUAAUGCAUCUUCUAAUAGGAAUCAUGAUGCGUUUUGCAGCCCUCGUCAUUUUUAUAAAUAUUGUGAGUCUAUCAGAGGCCCAGCAUGAGCCAGGAUAUUGUGUUUUUUAUGAUGAGUGUGGUCGUAACCCGCUGCUAAAUAACACCCUCGUUGAUCCCAUCGUGCCAUGUCUGAAUUACACUCGUGCCCAACUCAUCACAGGAAACCACUACAAGAUACUCAAACAGGUGUGCCCCAUGUUUGACCAGGGGGAGAACAGCACAUACGCUUGUUGCACCAUCAAACAGCUGGCAUCCCUGGAAAAGAGCCUGACCCUGUCCAAGGCUGUUCUCGUCCGCUGCCCUUCCUGUGCUUACAACUUUGCUCACCUGCACUGCAUCAACACCUGCAGUCCUAACCAGAGCCAGACAGUUAAAGUCACAAAGGUGUUGAAUGUCACUGAGCUGAAUAGGACGAGGGAGGCCGUGGUGGGUUACCAGGCAUUCAUCGGCAAGACCUUUGCAGAUACCUCCUUCCAGUCAUGUAAAAAUGUCAGGAUUCCUGCCACGAUUGGAGGCUAUGCCAUUGCCACCAUGUGUGGUCGCUAUGGGGCAAAGCUGUGCACUCCCCAGCGCUGGUACGAUUUCCAAGGGGACUCAAGCAACGGUUUGGCUCCUCUGGACAUCGACUUCAAAAUAAUACAAGAAGGAGACACCACAGGGGUGCCAGAAGGUGUGGUUCCCUACGACGGGGUCGCUCUAAUGUGUAAUGAGACCACACCUACGGGAGGGGACGUUUGCUCCUGCCAGGACUGCCAAGAAUCGUGUCCGAGUGUGCUACCUCCUCCACCGGUCGCUGGCCACUUUACACUGCUGGGCACCGAUGGUUACCUUGUAAUUUCUAUCAUCUUGCUCAUUCUCCUGAUACUUUCCUUUGUCCUAUACCUCUCUGUCUCCUGUUUGGUGGCAUCUCAUAAAAAUAAAAAGAAAGGAAUACACAGAGGUAAAGGCAAAGACAAGGACAGUGAUAAAGUGACUGAGAAGAUCAUCCAUCCCUCAGAGGUGACAUGUGCUGAGACAAACAGCUUGGCUGCUCAGGCUUUCCUGAGCUCACAGUUCCGGAUUUGGGGAACCAUCAUAGCCUCUUAUCCCCUCACUGUGCUCCUCCUGUCGCUUAUUGUUGUGGCUGUUUUCUCUGUUGGCCUCAAAGACAUCAAACUCACCACCGAUCCAGUUGAACUUUGGUCUGCCCCUAACAGCCGGGCUCGCCAAGAGAAAGAAUUCCACGACACGUACUUUGACCCCUUCUACAGGACAAAUCAAGUGAUCUUGACAGCACCAGGCAGAAAAGGCCACAUUUAUGACUCACUGCUGUUUGGACCGCAAAACUUUAGCGGGAUAAUGUCCAAAGAGCUCAUCAUUGAGCUGCUGGAACUCCAGACACGAAUACAGAAUAUUGAGUUUUGGUCGGAUGAUCUGAACCGGACAGCAAGUUUGAAGGAUGUUUGCUUUGCGCCGCUAAAUCCCAACAACCCUUCCCAGACUGACUGUGCAGUCAACAGCUUGCCACAGUACUUCCAGAACAGCCUGGACAACAUUAACGCUAAAGUGUACAUGACUCAGCUGGGAGUGACCAAAGAGGUGGACUGGAGAGACCACCUCAUCUACUGCCUUGGCUCUCCUUUGUCCUUCAAAGACAUCACAGAUUUAGGUAUGAGCUGCAUGGCUGAUUAUGGAGCUCCAGUUUUCCCAUUCCUGGCUGUGGGAGGAUAUGAGAAUGAUGCAUUCAGCAGUGCUGAGGCCUUCAUCCUGACCUUCUCCCUGAACAACUAUGCUCGCAGUGACCCUAAAUUCAAAGUGGCUAUGCAAUGGGAGAAAGAGUUUCUUAAAAUUGUCCAAGAAUACCAGAAAGACCCGAAAAACAGCUUCACUUUUGCAUACAUGGCAGAGAGAUCUCUGGAGGACGAGAUCAAUCGAACAACUGCAGAAGAUAUCCCCAUCUUCAUGAUCAGCUAUGCUGUAAUUUUCGUUUACAUCGCUGUGGCGCUUGGAGAGUACUCUUCAUGGAAACGCUUAUUGGUGGACUCUAAGUUUCUGGUUGGUUUGGGUGGGAUCCUGGUGGUCGCCUGCUCUGUCCUGGCCUCAAUGGGUUUUUAUUCCUGGAUUGGCAUACCUUCCUCACUGGUCAUCCUGCAGGUCGUUCCCUUCCUGGUGCUCGCCGUGGGAGCUGACAACAUCUUCAUCUUUGUUUUGGAGUACCAGAGAGAUGUGCGGAGACCUCACGAGACACGAGAGGAGCAGAUCGGGCGUGUCCUUGGAAACGUGGCUCCCAGCAUGCUCCUGUGCAGUCUUUCUGAGUCCGUCUGCUUCUUCCUAGGGGCCCUGUCCACUAUGCCAGCAGUGAAGUCCUUUGCUCUAUAUGCUGCUUUGGCUGUGCUCAUGGACUUUGUCCUCCAGAUGACAGCUUUUGUUGCGCUGCUGUCCCUGGAUGCCCGGCGCCAAGACAACAACCGCUGUGAACUUCUCUGUUGCAUUAAAGUGUCAAAACAGCGUCCAAAAAAGCCAAAUAAGGGUUUUCUGAUGCCAUUCAUGAAGAAAUACUAUGCCCCUGUUCUACUGCACCGCUACACCAGGAUCAUAGUGAUAGUAGUUUUCAUCUUUAUGUUCUGUGGAGCCUUAUUCCUCAUGAUGAAUGUGAAAGUGGGUUUGGAUCAGGAGCUGGCUAUGCCUCAGGGCUCGUACAUGCUGACCUAUUUCCAGUACCUGAACAAGUACUUUGAAGUUGGCGUCCCUGUUUAUUUUGUAACGAAAAAGGGGUUCAACUUCACCUCUGUGGAUGGCAUGAAUGCAGUCUGCUCCAGCGUGGGUUGUGAUCAGUUCUCGCUGACUCAGAAGAUCCAGUACGCCACAAACUACCCUGAACGAUCCUAUGUGGCUAUCCCUGCGAACUCGUGGGUGGAUGAUUUCAUUGACUGGUUGAACCCCCAAUCCAAAUGUUGUCGUCUGUACACCAGCGGUCCCAAUGCAGGACAUUUCUGUCCUGCAAACGAAUCUGGUUUAAUCUGUACUAAACGGUGUCUGGGACGUCCUGAGAAUGAUACGGUGAGGCCCACUGUGGAAGAGUUCAACCUCUACCUUCCUGACUUUCUGACUAACAGGCCUGACCUGCAGUGCUCCAAAGGCGGUCUAGGAGCGUAUGACAAAGCAGUGGUAAGAGAUGAAAGUGGGGAAAUAAUAGCCUCUCGGUUCAUGGCUUACCACACGCCUCUGACCAACUCCCAGGAGUUCACCGCUGCCCUGAAGAUGGCCAGGGAGCUCGCUGACGAGAUCACCGUAGGCAUGAGGAGCGUGCCAGGCACCUCGCCUGACUUUGAAGUGUUCCCUUACACGAUAACCUACGUAUUUUAUGAGCAGUACCUGACUAUUGUGAAUGAGGGACUCUUUAACAUCUCCUUGUGUCUGCUGCCGACCUUCGUGGUCUGCUGUCUGCUGCUCGGCUUGGAUCUGCGCUCCGGCCUGCUCAAUUUGCUCACCAUUGUCAUGAUUGUUGUGGAUACAGUCGGUGUCAUGACGCUGUGGAGCAUCGACUUUAACGCAGUGGCUCUCAUCAAUCUGGUCACGGCGGUGGGCAUCUCUGUUGAGUUUGUGUCGCAUAUGACGAGAUCGUUUGCACUCAGCAUCAAGCCCACACGUGUGGAAAGAGCAAUCGAGGCUACGGCCAAAAUGGGCAGCGCAGUGUUUGCUGGUGUUGCUAUGACUAACCUGCCAGGCAUCAUUGUGCUGGCGUUUGCCAAAGCGCAGCUCAUCCAGAUUUUCUUCUUCCGGUUAAACCUCGUCAUUACACUCCUGGGGAUGGCUCACGGACUUAUAUUCCUCCCAGUGGUGCUCAGUUAUUUCGGUCCCGGUGUAAAUAAAGCGGUGCUGCUCCAGUUCCAGCAGGAAAAAGAAAAGGACAGGGAAAAGGCGGAGACGAACAGCCACAUGAGACAAGUUUAUGAUAACAUCAGCUACGAAGGCAAUGAAAUAAAACAGGACCCGUAUUCAAACACUGUGGAUGAAAGUGGUUCAAAAACAGUGGGGAAAACUGACAGGUUGUGAGCACAAAACAAAAACAGUUUUGAAGCUAAGGUCGGUAAAUUACUGUAGCAUACAGAGUAACGAUGGACACAGAAAAUGACAUUUUGGCCCCAUGUGGAAAUCAUUAACCUGCUUGUGUAUCUUUGUCCAUAAUGGAAGGUAGGACCUACACAGGUGUGCAAUACUUUUGGAGCAAUGCAACAAUGGACUAAUGCAAUGAGGUUCAGGCUUCCUGAAUCAACAUAUAGGAAGCGUAUUUGAUAGAGGCUUAAACAAAGAAUCACGAGUUAGUUAUUUUGUAUUUUUUUUGUUCAACGCUUCACAGUAGCAGUGACUGAUUCAAAUGAACACACACUCCACAGCUAUUGCAGGAAAAUGUGCAAUCAGUGAUAAAAUAUCAACUACAUUCAUUAUGUGAAUGAAUAAUCCCACUGAAAACAUUAUAGUUUUCCAUGAUUAUAAAUUGAAACUGUAAUGGUUUUACAGAAAUGUAUAUUUUUGUUGUGAUAUGUAUUUAAUAUAUUAUUUCAUCAUACACAAACACUUUUCUUUAUGUCGGUGCUGCUGCCACUGUAUGACUUCCAGGACUCACAAAACUAUCUCAUCUAAAACAUUUCUAAUACAUGUUAGGAUUUUUUUUUAAGUUUUGGCCAAUUUGGGUCCUGAAAUGUGUGUGUUUGUUUUGUUUUUUUCAAAUAGUAAAAAAAGAAUAAAUCAAGGACUCUUCGAACUUUUUGUCAU
Molecule: messenger RNA, 9139 nt
Organism: Oreochromis aureus
Lineage: Eukaryota; Metazoa; Chordata; Actinopteri; Cichliformes; Cichlidae
Gene: npc1l1
Product: NPC1-like 1
Exons: 22
Coding region: 4346-8419 (1357 amino acids)
Cellular component (GO): membrane
Molecular function (GO): lipid carrier activity
Source: RefSeq, a predicted model, not a curated record